Molecule: messenger RNA, 2371 nt
Organism: Petromyzon marinus (sea lamprey)
Lineage: Eukaryota; Metazoa; Chordata; Hyperoartia; Petromyzontiformes; Petromyzontidae
Product: anoctamin-6-like
Biological process (GO): chloride transmembrane transport
Cellular component (GO): plasma membrane
Molecular function (GO): chloride channel activity
Source: RefSeq, a predicted model, not a curated record
CUGUGUACCGGGCGAGGUCGUUAACAUCUCCUAGCUAACCAUGGCCGUAGCGUCCCGCACUCUCGUACAGGACACUACUGCAAAGUCUUUCCUGGAUGUGAGUUUUACUUUGGCUAAUGCUAAAAGUUGGCACCCACCUUUUAUUGCAACCUUGUUUCGAGUGGGGCAAUGCCAAACGCAGGGGGUGCACAACACAAUGGUAAGCACUGACUUGAGCCAAAUUGUACUUCUCAUUCAAGCGUAAUAUGACCAUUGGCGCAUGCGUGCGUGCGUGCACGCGUGUGCGCGUGUCUGCGUGUGCAGUGAAGAAAUCUGCAACAGCUUCAGUGAAAUCCUGGUCAUGUGCCCCCAGUGUGACAAACGAUGCACCUUUUGGAGGUUAAAUGAAACCUGCGACUCUGCUAAGAGUUCGUCUAUUUAUGAAAACCCGGACACCGUAUUCUUCACAAUCUUCAUGGGACUUUGGGCCACGGUGUUCCUGGAGAUUUGGAAGCGCUACCAGACGUCGCUCGCUCUCCGCUGGGACCUGACGGAGGAGGAGGGCGAUCCGAUCCGACCUGAGUAUGAGGCUCGCUGCACAAGCAAGAAGCUCAACAUCAUCACCAUGGUGAUUCAGCAGUUGGUUGGCUCAGUGUCGGGCCAAGAAACGGCCUCAGAAUGUCCAUACGCGCUGUGAGCAGGACAUGGGCCUGCAGCCGCAGAGUUCGCUCGGACUCUUCGACGAGUACCUCGAGAUGGGCAUGCAUCGUGGCCUUCACGUCGGACAUCAUCCCACGGCUGUUGCACCACUACGACUACUCAGCAGGGCAUGGCGAAGGUUCGCCUACCGUGCACCGGUACACUGAGAACAGCCUGUCCAUAUUCAAUAUCAGCAACUUCCAGGAGCGGAGUCGUCCCGACAACCUGCCAUCCUGGUUUGACCCGGAAAUCCACACAGUGUACAGAUACAGAGGAUAUCGCUACCCGCCAGAUCAUCCCCAUGCGUACUCCGUCACCACGCUGUACUGGCAUAUACUGGCGGCAAAGCUGGUCUUUGUCAUCGUUGUGGAGCACCUGAUAUUCUUCACAAAGGCCUUCAUCGCCCACGUCAUCCCGGACACGCCAUCCCACGUGCACGCCUGCGCACGUCGCGAGCGCUUCGUCGUGCGGGAGAUUCUGGGGCGGGCAGAGCUUCGUCGCCUCCGCAACUCCCCCGCCUCCUCCUCCUCCUCUUCCUCGGUCUCGCCGAUGACGGCGGACAUGGGCCUGCUCCACCGUCCGCCGCACGCAGACAUUUCGCUGGGGGGUUACACCCAGCGUCGUCAGGUGUUAGCGACGGCUCCGCAAGAGCAGGGAUCGAAAGAAAAAACGAUUUGGACAUGGAAUUUGCGAUGCAGGACACUGCUGAAAAGGCGUGCAGCAAUGAAAUGUCUUUGUAGAUAAAGGUCGUCGUAAUAAUAAUUGUUGUAAAAUUAUUUUAAGUUAUUAAAAUUUUGUCAAAAUUACUUAAAAGAUUGUUAAAUGGUAUAUCAGUAAAAAUUACGUAUGAAUGUAAAAUUACUUCCGAGAGAUUAAAGUUAAUGUACAUUUAAAUUGAUUUUUAAAAAUGUUUAUUAUGGAAACGCAAAAUGAUCAAAGUGAAUAAAAUGUGAAUUUAUAAAGAUGGCAUUUUUUUUUACAUUACAAUGGCUAUAAAUGAAGAAAAUAACUGGAUUUAAAUGUCUUAAUCCGAAAAGGUAAAACAUUUUAUUGGGCCUAAAACGUUUAAAAACGCAAAACCGAAUUAAUUUGUUGUAAUGCAAACCCCUGUUCUGAAUUCAGCAAAAGCUCCUGAAGCCGUCCUAGUCACAGGGGAAUGUCCUUCAUUCUAAAAAUACUUCCUAAAUAUUUACGUUUCAUUACAUUAACUUAACAUGUAAUACGUUUAAUCAAAACUUGUUAAUAAUUAAAAAUGUACUUCUAUGAAUUUCUUUAAACACUUAAAAAAAAAACACGUGCACUGGCAAAUGUUAAACUAUGUCACAAUCGUGAAGCAGAGGUAGAAGUCUGAUUCUUAAAAUCUGAGAAACGGAGGAUGAUUCUCAUGGGUUUGAAAAGUUUGUGUUUUUGUAAAAUAAAUAAAUAAUGAUUGCAAGAGGCAGCUGGAGGCCCAGCAAAUCACGUGGAUGAUUGUGGCGAACAAGAGCACGGGUUUAACGGAAUUCCAUACAACAGAUAAGUACAUGCUGUCUGUAGAUCUAAAAUUGCAACCGCACAUAGAUUACUAAUUUACAAUGGUCAUUGAGCACACUUGUUCGUUUUAAGAAAAUAAGUUGGUGGUCAUGCUGCUGCUACAGCUGCGUUGGCAGCGGUGCACAAUUAACAAUAGCAAAAAAAAAACACAUUCGUCAAU